Molecule: messenger RNA, 1710 nt
Organism: Talaromyces stipitatus ATCC 10500
Lineage: Eukaryota; Fungi; Ascomycota; Eurotiomycetes; Eurotiales; Trichocomaceae
Exons: 2
Coding region: 1-1473 (490 amino acids)
Source: RefSeq, a predicted model, not a curated record
AUGCCCUACAACACACGUCGAAAGUCGUUGUCGCUCCCUUCAUUAGGCAUUCACUUGCCUAACGCCUCUCGCUCGCACAGAUCGCCCUCCGCAUCUAAGAGUUCAACCUCCGGCUCAACGAUACUGGACGAACAUCCUUCCAAGAAAGUCAAGAGGUCGCAUGAUGUCGCCGACUCGUCUACCUCCGCAGACAAGUCGCAGAAGGUCGCCACUGGUCGCAUAAGGAACAGCCGAGGCGGAUAUGAGCAUACUCCGCCACCAUCACCGGGCGAUGCCGUCGAUGCCGCUAUGAAGAUCGACACCGAAGGCAUCAAUGAUGAUGUGGUUGUCGCCGCCAUCGAACAGUUGGAGAAGACUGGCAAUAAGCCUCACUUAGUGCGCGAGCUGGCCGCUGUGCUAGUGAAAAUAAACGAUACUGUUGCUAAUUCGGCAAACCCUGCUGCCUUGCUUUCUUCGCGCCUCAGCACUUACAUGAAACGAUCAUGGACCGCGCUGUCGCCAUGCCCUAUUGGCAAGGAACUUAUCAACGUGCACCCUCGAAAAGUGUUUUAUUAUCUUACCAACACUCCGCACCAACCUCUACCUGAAAAUCUGGAAGAUAUGGUUGCGAUGGAUGAGAAAAGGUUGACUCCAAGUCUCUCCAGCGGAAGUGUCGAUCAGGACGACGAGGACGAUGCGAUGGCGCGCGAGCGGUCGCGACUCAGUCCUAGUCCCGAGAUCGACCUGUCUUCUCCUGAAUUUGAGGUAGAGCAUGACACUUUUAAUGCGCGCAACGGUUCUGGUUCUCAUACGAAUCAGAACAAUGGCCACCAUCGCCUGUCGCAUAAUCAUAGAGCGGCUUCUCCGCCACUGGAAGGUGACGAGCGGGAGUUUACUCAGACUGCCAGUUCUUUGCGCGAGCGAGCAUCCGAAGAAAAAGCCAGCCGACAAAGUAGCCUAGCUGCUUUGAGCAUGCCGACUUCCGAUGAAUCGCACGAUGCUCAGAUCCAUGCAUUUCCCGGUUCGCCUAUGGAUGAAGAUCCUCUCACCACGUCAAUUAGCGAAAAGAGCCAAUACGGAGACUAUCUCUCACAAGGUGGCUCAAACAAUCAGGAACAAGAUCUUGACGACGCUGCCGUCGCCACUUUGUUCGGGACCUCGCCCUCCCCGUCGCUUACUUCGGUCGCAACUUCGUUGUCGUCUGGUACGACCGCGCCAUCCGAAGCUGAGCUUGCCGAUGUCCCUCUUGCACUACCUACAUCCGACCUCGCCCGUUCGAACACCGCCACCGCCACCGCCACGGAAGGCACUUCACCAUCAUCCCUGAAGCGCUCAUUUGACAUGGUUGAGACCGGCUUCCCGACCAAGUCAGUCACGGAUUUUAAGCGAUCUCAGACCUUUGAUUUUGAGAUGGUUAUAGAUUCAUGGGCCGAUCUUCGUAGCCCGGAGACCGUAGAGGUCGACGAGCUGGAUGAGAUGUUUGGCGAUUUUUAAUUUUAUAUCUACUAUCAACUCCCCCCUUCUCCUCUCCUCUCGCUAUGAUAAAAGAGUUCUGAUUGAUACCUUGUUUAUUUUGAUCGUUUUAAAGAAUUUGCAUGAUACUCAAGCACGGUUUUUGUUUUUGUUUUGACUGUUUUUGGUUCGGCUGGCUUGAUGACCUGCCUUUUGGUGUUCAGGGUUUCUUCUUUUUUCUACUUCUCUACCUGUACAUGACUAAUUACGUUAUAUCCU